Molecule: messenger RNA, 1266 nt
Organism: Lotus japonicus
Lineage: Eukaryota; Viridiplantae; Streptophyta; Magnoliopsida; Fabales; Fabaceae
Exons: 7
Coding region: 1-1266 (421 amino acids)
Source: RefSeq, a predicted model, not a curated record
AUGAGAAAUCGUAAGGUAACAAUCUUGUUCCUUUGGGCAAUGUUGGCCUUAUGCACCAUACUCGAAUUGAAAGUUCAAGUAAGAGCAUCUUCUCCUUUAGAAAGUGAAAUAGAAGCUAAAUUGAAGCUUCUCAACAAACCUGCGGUAAAAACAAUUAAGAGUGAAGAUGGAGAUAUUAUUGACUGCAUCGAUAUCUAUAAGCAACCUGCUUUUGAUCACCCUGUAUUAAAAAACCACACUAUCCAGAGUAUACCCAGUUUCCUACUAGAGUCCCAGAAUUCAAGCACUAAGGAUACAUUCCAAGCAGAGACAAAUGUCUUUCAAACAUGGCAAAAAAGUGGAAGUUGUCCAAAAGGAACUGUCCCCAUUCGUAGAAUUCGAAGAGAGGAUUUACUGAGGUUUGAUUCUCUGGACAGCUUUGGACAAAAACCCAGAGCAUCAUUCAUGAAUUCAACAAAGACCCUAAGCUCUCAUUUCCCAAAACUCAAUGGCAGUAAAGUUGUUAUUCCAGAAAAUCACUCGGCAUCAUAUCUUGUGACAGUGGGAUACCAUUACAUAGGUGCACAAGCAGAUAUCAACAUUUGGAAUCCAAGGGUUGAUCUCCCAGAAGAUUUCACCACUGCUCAAAUUUGGCUUAAGACUGGAAAUGGUCCUAAUUUUGAAAGUGUUGAAGCAGGCUGGGUGGUGAAUCCAAAGCUAUUUGGUGACAGAGCCACUCGGUUUUUUAACUAUUGGACUAAGGAUUCGUACCUGUCAACGGGUUGCUUUGAUGUUACUUGUCCUGGGUUUGUGGUAACAGGCCAAGUAGCACUUGGUGGUGCCAUAAAACCCGUGUCGUCCACAAGAGGGACCCAGUAUGAUCUCACCGUUGGAAUGUUUUUGGAUCCUAUCACAAAGAACUGGUGGCUUAAAGUGAAGAAUAACAUUGUUGUAGGUUAUUGGCCCGCCAUAUUAUUUGACGAAUUGACUCAGAGUGCCACUAUUGUUGAGUGGGGAGGACAAGUGUUCAGUCCGAUGGUAAAGCAAACCCCUCACACAAAAACAGGGAUGGGGAGUGGGGAUUUUGCCAAUGGAUUAUUCGGCAAUGCAUGCUACAUGAGGAAUAUCAGAAUUAAGGAUUACUCACUUAAACUCAAGUACCCUGAGUUUGUAAGACCAGUGACUGAAGAACAAUACUGCUACAAUGUUCUCAACGAUGUUAAAUAUGGAAAAGAACCUUACUUCUAUUUUGGAGGGCCUGGACAAAGACCUCCUUACUGUCCUUAA